CAAAAGGCGUACAUUAGCUACCUACGCCACGCAAGAAAAAUCUCCGAUUAUGGCUACAACACCGUCGCCGCCGUCAAUGUUGCCGUCGGUGAAUUCGGGUCGCAUUCGGACCCUGAAAGAAGGUUCUGGAAAAACGGGUCCCGUCGUGUACUGGAUGUUCAGAGAUCAACGGUUGAAAGAUAAUUGGGCUCUCAUUCACGCCGUUCAUCAAGCUAACAAAGCCAAAGUUCCUGUUGCCGUUGUUUUCAAUCUUUUUGAUCAUUUUCUCGGUGCAAAGGCGCGUCAUUUAGGGUUUAUGCUUAAGGGUUUGCGUCAAUUGUGUCACCAACUGCAACAUUCUCUUCAUAUACCCUUUUUCUUAGUUCGGGGUGAGGCGGAGGAAACUGUAUCGAAAUUUGUUAGAGAAUGUGGAGCUUCACUUUUGGUGACAGAUAUGUCACCUUUAAGAGAAGUGAAGAAAUGCAAAGCUGAGAUUUGUGAGAGAGUAAGUGAUUUGGUUACUGUUCAUGAAGUUGAUGCUCACAACGUUGUGCCUCUUUGGGUUGCUUCUGAGAAGUUGGAGUAUAGUGCUAGAACAAUAAGGGGAAAGAUAAACAAAAAGCUUUCUGAUUAUCUUGUUGAUUUUCCUGAUGUCGAACCACCAAAUACAAAAUGGGUCAUCACUGAGGAUCAUGUCAUAGACUGGGAUGAUAUCAUUGCUCAAGUUUUAAGGAGUGGAUCUGAGGUUCCUGAAGUGGAUUGGUGCGAGCCUGGAGAAAUUGCUGCAAUGGAAGUAUUGAUGGGAAGUAAAAAUGGAUUCUUGACUAAAAGGUUGAGAAAUUAUUCUACAGAUCGCAACAACCCUUGUAAACCAACUGCACUUUCUGGUUUAUCUCCCUAUUUGCAUUUUGGACAGAUAUCUGCUCAAAGAUGUGCUUUAGAAGCUCGUAAGCUACGAGCUUCAUAUCCUCAGGCUGUUGACACUUUCUUGGAGGAGUUGAUUGUGCGGAGAGAACUUGCUGAUAACUUUUGCUACUAUCAGCCUCAUUAUGAUUCAAUACAAGGAGCAUGGGAGUGGGCUCGUAAAACCUUACUCGACCACGCCUCUGAUAAGCGACAACAUGUUUAUACAAGAGAGCAAUUGGAGAAGGCAAAAACUGCUGAUCCUCUUUGGAAUGCUUCUCAAUUGGAGAUGGUUCACUAUGGGAAAAUGCACGGUUUUAUGCGAAUGUAUUGGGCGAAGAAGAUACUUGAAUGGACAAGAGGACCUGAAGAAGCACUUGAGAUAUGUAUAUAUUUAAAUGAUAAGUAUGAAAUGGAUGGGAGGGAUCCAAGUGGUUAUAAUGGCUGCAUGUGGUCUAUAUGUGGGGUACAUGAUCAGGGGUGGCGAGAGCGUCCCAUUUUUGGGAAAAUUCGAUACAUGAAUUACGAAGGGUGCAAAAGAAAAUUUGAUGUUGACAGAUACAUUGCAUAUGUUAAUAAAAUAGUUGGUGAGCUCAGAAAGAGAAAAGCGGAAAAUUUGCUGUCUGAAAAGGAGAAAGUACGCCGCUGUUGUAAUCCUGAGGACUGAAGAACAUGUACUUGUUUUCUAGACAUCUUUUUUGUUUAGGGAUAAUGGCCUGGUAAUUUGCCAUUGUCUGGCUGAUGAUAUUUGAAGCAGGAAUAGGUUUAUGUUUUGCAUUACUUGCACUAAUAUUUUUUUGUUUAGGUAUAGUAGCCUUGUAAUUUGCCAUUGUUUGGCUGGAUGAUAUUUGAAGUAGGAAUAGGUCUAUGUUGAGUACAAUGUUUUGCAUCAGUUGCACGCCUUGCAGUUCAAGGACAAAACUGAGAUUGAUUGUAGUACUCCAGCUCGAAAGAGUUAGUCACAUUGACAUUAAAAAGAGGAUACGCAACUGUUCAGUGCUUGUUUAUUUUCAAGACAGAAGCAAUCAAAACUAUUAUGAAA
Medicago truncatula (barrel medic) is the source of this 1924-nucleotide messenger RNA. Its product is annotated as deoxyribodipyrimidine photo-lyase. The transcript is spliced from 9 exons. The record is from RefSeq and is a predicted model, not a curated record. Gene Ontology annotation, molecular function: deoxyribodipyrimidine photo-lyase activity. Lineage: Eukaryota; Viridiplantae; Streptophyta; Magnoliopsida; Fabales; Fabaceae. The coding region runs from base 50 to 1549 and encodes 499 amino acids. Gene Ontology annotation, biological process: photoreactive repair.